This is a messenger RNA of Diversispora eburnea, 693 nucleotides long. Lineage: Eukaryota; Fungi; Glomeromycota; Glomeromycetes; Diversisporales; Diversisporaceae. The record is from the annotation of a GenBank genome assembly.
AUGUCUGCAGGUUUAGACAUGUCUCUUGAUGAAAUUAUUGCGAAAAGAAAGCCGAGAGGACCUAUCAGGAAUGGGGGAGGACCUACACGUUCUAGUGGGAUCUCAAAACGGUCAGGGGGUCCUGUUAGAAAUACACGAUCAUCACAAACAAGAAAUCGGCCAUAUACCGGGACUUCCACAGCGACAUCGAAUAUUGCUACCUCACCUGAAGGAAAAAUUCUUGUUUCAAACCUCGCCUAUAAAGUGUCCGAGGCGGAUCUUUGGGAACUCUUCCAAACGAUGAUCGGCCCUGUACGUCAAGUCAAUCUCAAUUUUGACCAAAGUGGACGUUCGAAGGGCACCGCAUCCGUAGUUUUUGCGAGAAAAAAUGACGCUGUUCGAUCUGUCGAAAAGCUCCGUAACAUUACUCUUGACGGCCGCGAAUUGAAAAUUGAAUUUGUCGUUACUCCUAAUGUUGGACCCAUUGCUCAACGUAUUGGUGGUAUCAAUGAAUCUCGUCCUCCUACGCGCGGUACUGGCCCCCCACGUGGAGGUUCGGUACGGGGCGGUCGCGGAGGCCGUGGAGCCCGUAGGACAGAUAAUAGACCGAAAAAAACUCAAGAAGAAUUAGAUGCAGAAAUGAGUGAAUACAUGCAAAUUGACGAGGAUUCAUCUCAGGCAGCUGACUCUACUAAUGCUCAACUGACUCAGUGA